Molecule: messenger RNA, 3673 nt
Organism: Megalops cyprinoides (Indo-Pacific tarpon)
Lineage: Eukaryota; Metazoa; Chordata; Actinopteri; Elopiformes; Megalopidae
Gene: ache
Product: acetylcholinesterase
Exons: 5
Coding region: 305-2215 (636 amino acids)
Biological process (GO): choline metabolic process; acetylcholine catabolic process
Cellular component (GO): plasma membrane
Molecular function (GO): acetylcholinesterase activity
Source: RefSeq, a predicted model, not a curated record
UCUUCCCCUGCCGCUGCUGCAGUAGGACACGGCGUCGUGAUUUACGCAUAGUGCGGAACAAGGCUACAUAAAUCGUUUAAGUAAGACGCUACAACCUCUAUCGCCCCCGUUCAUUAACCUCGUUUCCUUACCACUUCGCCUCAAUCGGAGAUCCGGCUUGCUGCGCUCAAGGACGGAGAAAACAGAGAAGCAAGCCUCUUGGAAAAACAGCCAGGUUCAGACGGGAGUCGCCAGAAAGUAAACAGUUAGACCCGACAAGGAAAAAACAAAUUCCACCGAAAAUUAAACCAAAAAAGAAAACAGCAUGAGGACCUCCCCCCUCUUCCUCUUGCCUGUCCUCCUCCUCUUUCUCCUCCCCUCCCUGUCCGUCUCCCAGAAUGAGAAUGACCUCACCGUGAUGACCCGCCUAGGGCGGGUGCGGGGCGUGCGCCUGCCUGUGGCUGACCGAGGUCACGUGACAGCUUUCCUGGGCAUCCCUUUCGCUGAGCCCCCCCUGGGCAAGAAGCGCUUCCGCAGGGCUGAUCCCAAAAAGCCAUGGACGGGGGUCUUCAAUGCCAGUUCCUACCCCAACGCCUGCUUCCAGUACGUGGACACCUCGUACCCAGGCUUCCCCGGGAGUGAGAUGUGGAACCCCAACCGAGAGAUGAGUGAAGAUUGCCUGUACCUGAACAUCUGGGUCCCCGCCUCCCAGCGACCACACAACCUCACCGUGAUGGUGUGGAUCUAUGGGGGGGGCUUCUACAGUGGCUCCUCCUCGCUGGAUGUCUAUGAUGGGAGGUACCUGGCCCACACGGAGAAGGUCAUCGUGGUCUCCAUGAACUACCGGGUGGGAGCCUUCGGGUUCCUGGCCCUGCACGGCUCCUCCGAGGCCCCUGGGAACGUAGGUCUGCUGGACCAGCGCCUCGCGCUGCAGUGGGUGCAGGACAACAUCCAGUUUUUUGGCGGCAACCCAAGGCAAGUGACCAUAUUUGGGGAGAGCGCUGGCGGGGCCUCUGUUGGCAUGCACCUCCUGUCACCUGACAGCCGGCCGACCUUCACCCGAGCCAUCAUGCAGAGUGGUGUGCCCAACUGCCCCUGGGCGACCGUCAGCCCGGCGGAGGCACGGCGGCGAGCAACGCUGCUGGCCAAGCUUGUGGGCUGCUCGGGCGGAAACGAUACGGAGCUGGUGGACUGCCUGCGCAACCGGCACCCGCAGGAGCUGAUCGACCAGGAGUGGCAGGUGCUCCCCUACAGCAGCCUCUUCCGCUUCUCCUUUGUCCCUGUCAUCGACGGCGUGGUCCUCCCCGACACCCCCGAGGCCAUGCUGAGCUCUGGCAACUUCAAGGACACUCAGAUCCUCCUGGGGGUCAACCAGGACGAGGGCUCCUACUUCCUGCUCUACGGCGCCCCCGGCUUUAGCAAGGACAAUGACAGCCUGAUCUCCCGCGAGGACUUCCUGGAGGGCGUGAAGCUGAGCGUGCCGCACGCCAAUGACAUCGGCCUGGAGGCGGUGGUGCUCCAGUACACCGACUGGAUGGACGAGAAUAACCCGAUGAAGAACCGCGACGCCAUGGAUGAUAUCGUCGGGGACCACAAUGUCAUCUGCCCCCUGCAGCACUUUGCCAGGUCGUACGCCCAGCACAACGCCCUCCGCUCCCAGGCCGCUGCUGGGGCUAGUGGGGUGGGGUACGGGGCCGGCAGCUCAGGGGCGAUCAUCAACAGUGCUGGAGCCAACGCCCAGAGUGGCGUGUACCUCUACCUGUUUGACCACCGAGCAUCCAACCUGGCAUGGCCAGAGUGGAUGGGGGUCAUUCACGGGUACGAGAUUGAGUUUGUGUUCGGCCUGCCGCUGGAGAAGAGGCUCAACUACACAGUGGAGGAGGAGAAGCUCAGCCGACGCAUGAUGAAAUACUGGGCCAACUUUGCUCGCACUGGGAACCCCAACAUAAACUCGGAUGGCACCUUGGACAACCGGCGGAGGUGGCCCCUCUUCACAGCGAGCGAGCAGAAGCAUGUGGGCCUGAACACGGAGCUGAUGAAGGUGCACCGGGGCCUGAGGACCCAGCUGUGCGCGCUGUGGAACCGAUUCCUGCCCCGGUUACUCAACAUCACAGACAAUAUCGACGAGGCCGAGCGCCAGUGGAAAAUGGAAUUCCACCGCUGGAGCUCCUACAUGAUGCACUGGAAGAGCCAGUUUGACCACUACAGCAAGCAGGAGCGCUGCACAGACCUCUGAGCAGAACAUGGGAGGACGAGAGAGAGAGUGCAUGAGAGAGAGUGAAAGUGAGCGGGUGAGAGAGAGAGAGAGACAGAGGGUCGGUUAGGGUGACUGCAUUGCUCCAUAAUCUCUGGGACACCUUGAGACAGGUUAGCAUGGUGCCAAAAUACAUAGUCACUUAUCCGCACCCAUUCCCAGCUGUCUCCGGUCUGCCGUGAGCUCGGUGUUGACUAGCUAAGCCGGCUGAACCAGGUGGCAGAGUGGAGUUUAUCUGGGUUAUUCACAUUAAAUUACACGCUGAUCUAGGAGAAGUCCUACAUCUCAUCGGAAGCUCUGUCAUGGCUUGCUUUGUUAACGUCUUUCAGUGUAAGGGAAAAUGGAGGCUGACUGGUAGCAACGGGUUGGGGAUUAUAGAGCAAUACUGUUACCCAAACAGCACAGAACUAUUCAAAGGUGACUGUCUCUCACGUCAGAAGACUGAGACUGAGUGUAUGUUGUGAAAGCGCGGGUGCACAUUUGAAUUGAGUGUGUGUGUGUGUGUGUGAGUGUGUGUAUGUGGAUGUGUUUGUGAGUGUGUGUGUGCUUUGUGUAUGUGUGUGUGCAUGGGUGCUGGUAUGAUAACUGAUGCUGGGAAACCCUCAUUCACUCUGAUCCUCAGGAUCCCACAAAUCUGUUUUUUUACUUAAGGAUUUUUUUUUUAAAUCUUGUAAUCUGUUUGAUUUACAAAGGCGGCUACCACUAAGUGGCACUUUCUGUGUAUUUGUGUAUGUGUCUCUCAGUUUAGGUCUGUCCAUCUGUUCUUUCCUAUGGUCUUGUGGGUUGUCCACUGUCUGUAUUUUGUGUUUUUGUCUGUCUGUGGGUCCAACUGAAACCAUUGAUCAGAAACAGGAAUCAGGAGCCAUUUAUACGUUGUGUGCUAGCUAGAGAACUGCACUGAAACACAUUAUUAGACUGUGUGUGUUCGGGUGUGUGUGUGUGUGUGUGUGUGUGUGUGUGUGUGUGUGUGUGUGUGUGUAUAUAACUGCAAGUCUGUGUAAGUGUAACACUAUAACAUGCCAGUCCACAAAUCCGUCUCCUUUGCAUGGUCCUGUGUGUGUCUAUCUCUCAGUCUGUCACUGUCUGUGUGUCUUCCAGUACUAACCGUGGCCACUUGUGCAUCUCAUUAAGACUAGUGUGUUUUAAUGUAGCGGGGCAGUGUUUUUGUGAGUACUACUGAUAUUGUCUCUGUGCCAAUAGCUCGAUAGGACUCAGCCAUCCCCCCUCCCUGAAGGAAGUGCUUCUCGUUACGCUAAUGGAAGGAGUUUAAUUUACUCAGUGCUCUCUAAUGUGACAGUGCGCUGUGUCAGCCUUGCCCCUCAAAUGGGACUGACUGAUGUUUGCUGCAGUGAGGGGGUGGGGGGAGCAGGAGAGGGAAACAGGGUUAUGAAAUCCACUCCCUCCCCGCUCUUAGUGUUAUUUAUUGCCUCUGUUGUGUGU